Symbiodinium natans is the source of this 1182-nucleotide messenger RNA. NCBI's taxonomy places the organism in Eukaryota, Dinophyceae, Suessiales, Symbiodiniaceae. The record is from the annotation of a GenBank genome assembly.
AUGGGUUGUUGCGCAUCCUCAACCGCAUCGGAAGUCCCGGUUCCAAAGCCCCGUCGCCGAUUGAGCGUGGGCCAGGUUGACGAAAGCGAGCUUCCUGGCAACGAGGACUCUCAGGCAGAACAAGAUCGUGGUCUGAUUGCCGCGUUCAGCAAGAACAACCUCAUCGAGAUGGUUUCCGAGACCCAGGAUGGGACAGGAAAAGCGAAGAGCGGUCGACGGGUCUCCCUCAGCUCGAAGACGGACAAGGGUACCACCUCCUUCGCGAACAAGACAAUGCAGAAGUUCGGGGACACCGAUGUGGACAUCGCGCAGUGCGGAAUUGGCUACACGUGCCGGAAAGGAUUAAAGCCCGAAAGCCCCAACCAAGAUUCUUGGUUCGUCCUGAAGAUGGAGAAUUUCUCACUCUAUGGUGUUUUUGAUGGUCAUGGGCAGAAGGGACAUGACGUGUCAAACUUUGCGAUGGACAUGUUGCCGAAGUGCAUCAUCAAGGAUGAGCGGGUCUUCUCAACCGAGAAGCGAGACUGGGGCCCCAUUCUGUCUGAUGCGUUCAAAAAGACGCAGAAUUUCAUUAUGGCAUCCGACAAGAUGAAGACCCUGCAGGCUCAGAUGUCAGGAACCACCGCAACAGUGGCCAUCCACGACCACUCAGACAACUCCAUCACCAUCGGGCAUGUCGCGGACUCUACUGCGGCCCUGGGCACCAAGAAUGUGAACGCCUGGAGCGGCGUGGCUCUCACAAGAGACCAUAAGCCGAACCUCAAGGAUGAGAAGGCGCGGAUUGAAAAGGCGGGUGGACGCGUGGUGUUUGACGGGUACGCGAACUACCGAGUCUAUGCCAAGAACGCGCGUUAUCCAGGCCUGAACAUGUCUCGUUGCCUCGGGGACCUGCUCGGACAUGCGGAAUGCGGCAUGUCGUGUGAGCCGGAGAUCAACAAGAUCGCCUUCGAGAAGGGCAAGCAGUAUAUUCUCCUCGUCUGCUCCGAUGGUGUUUGGGAGUUCAUCUCUGCGCAAGAAGCAGUGGACAUUGUCAGCAAGUAUGACGCCAACGAGGCGACCGCCGCAGCAGACGACCUCGCUAAAGAAGCCUGGGACCGGUGGAUCAAGGAAGAGGGCGGCAGCGUCGUGGAUGACAUAACCGUGGUCCUCCUUUACGUGGGCUUCCCCCCUGUGAAGCAAGCGUAG